Brassica rapa (field mustard) is the source of this 688-nucleotide messenger RNA. Its product is annotated as peroxisomal fatty acid beta-oxidation multifunctional protein AIM1. The record is from RefSeq and is a predicted model, not a curated record. Lineage: Eukaryota; Viridiplantae; Streptophyta; Magnoliopsida; Brassicales; Brassicaceae. Gene Ontology annotation, cellular component: peroxisome. Gene Ontology annotation, molecular function: (3S)-3-hydroxyacyl-CoA dehydrogenase (NAD+) activity. Gene Ontology annotation, biological process: fatty acid beta-oxidation.
CAAAAAUAAAAAAAUACAGAUCUUUAUCCGAUUACGGGAGAAAGCUAAAAACUUUGUUAAAAGCUAUGGCGAAGAAGAUGGGAGUGACAAUGGAAGUAGGGAACGAUGGCGUUGCUGUGAUCACCAUUUCGAAUCCUCCUGUUAACUCUCUGGCCAGCCCAAUUAUUUCUGGGUUGAAGGAGAAGUUUCAAGAUGCGAAUCAUAGGAGUGAUGUUAAGGCCAUCGUCUUGACAGAGAACGGUGAAAGAUUCUCGGGUGGUUUCAACAUCAAUGUUUUCCAGCAAGUGCAUAAGACUGGUACACAAGCGGCAUUACUGGUAUUAACAAAGACGACGCAGUUCAUCUCUUCCAGUCCAUGCUUCGGUCUCGUCCCCUCCCUACCGUCAUUGACUUCAAUAAACUGUCAGCGCCGUCGCCAAGACAAAACAGCACAGCCUCGUGUUAUCCCUCUCCAAGCAGAUGGAAUUCAACGGUAUUGCCUUUGACCUCUACACUCUCAACAUAACGAUGAACUGCUUCUGCCGCCUCCGGAAACUCGGUUUAGCAUUUUCUGUUUUGAGCAAGAUCUUGAAACUCGGCUUCACCCCUAACACGAUCACGUUUUCAACUCCGGUAGAGUCUCGAAGGCAGAGUCUCCGAAGCCGUGGCUCUAGUUGAUCGUAUGGUGGAAACGAAAGUCAGACCAGAU